GAAGUAUGAAUUUUUGCCCGCGACCCUGGGAGACUUCAGAAGUGGCCAUUACUGAGCUUCCAACCCUAGAGACCACGGCCUCUACUCCAGGCGGUGCCCCUGCCUCUGGGGGCCAUGGGCCGGAUCUCAGGGCUCGUGCCCUCUCGUUUCCUGACGCUUCUGGCGCAUCUGGUGGUCGUCAUCACCUUAUUCUGGUCCCGGGACAGCAACAUCCAGGCCUGCUUGCCUCUCACGUUCACCCCCGAGGAGUAUGAGAAGCAGGACAUUCAGCUGGUGGCAGCGCUCGCUGCCACCCUGGGCCUCUUUGCAGUGGAACUGGCCGGUUUCUUCUCAGGAGUUUCCAUGUUCAACAGUACCCAGAGCCUCGUCUCCAUCGGGGCUCACUGUAGUGCAUCCGUGGCCCUAUCCUUUUUCAUAUCUGAGCGUUGGGAAUGUACCAUGUACUGGUACAUAUUUGUCUUCUGCAGUGCCCUUCCAGCUGUCACUGAAAUGGCAUUAUUCAUCAGCGUCUUUGGGCUGAAAAAGAAACCUUUCUGACUACCUUCCUGGGAGCAUAGGAAGAAAGGCUGGAGGAACAAGGGACCAUUCACCGUUCCUGGAAGGAGGAAUCCCCCCCCCCAAAAAAAAAAAACACACCAAAAAACUGCAUUUGGUGGAGGAUUUUAGUGUUAGACUAAUUAACUGUAAUUAUCAGCGUUUUAUUUAGAGCUUUGUAAUGAAAUCUAUUUUAGAGUAAUAUCAAAAUUUAUAAACACUUCAGGAGAGAGUUGGGGUAGCCAAACUACUAGAGAAAAGGAAGGCUGUUUUCCAGUCUUGCAGAUGUAAAAUAAUAUGUACCGCUUUUAUCUUGGUUAUUACGGUAAAUGUCUGACGGAAGGGAGUGGGCGGGGAUAUGUAAAUAACGGAGCUAACGAUUAAGGCUGCAAGCUUGUGAGUGGAGCAUUCUGGGAGGAAUUAGUUUAUCCCUUUUGGCAGCCAAAUAGAAAAAAACAUAUUUUGAAAGAUCUGCAGAUAAAUAUAGAAACAGAAAAGGAAGAAUCUAAAUAAAUUUAGUAGCUUAGGCUAACACGUCAUUUACUCACCCUAUCUUCUAAGAGGAAUCCUUUUCAUGGAGUUCCGAAGGGCCAACGUCGAACGUUUAUCGUCAGGUAGGAUAAUCCUUACCUGUUCCUCCUUCGGGAGGGCAGAUUUGAAUAUGAUGAUCGGAGAUCGCAUGAUACGUGAUUAACGUCUCUGCGUAAUCAGGGCCCGCAACACCCUGAUUGCUCCUAUCUGAUUCUUCCUGACGAUCUUUUCAUCUUUUUUCUUGGUGUUUUUGGGUGUGUUUCUAGUGGUGGUUGUCGUGCUGAGGUGUUCUCGAAGUUUAGUGGGUUUUUUUUCGUGUUUUAGUUAAAACUGUAAUUAAUUUGCUUUUCUGAAAAUUCCGGCGUCUUUGUGUACUUAAAAAUACUUAACAGGACUUGGGGGUCGUUUUGUGUAUUUUUUUGGCUUCCUAUAAAGUGGGCAAUUAUGAUCCUUAUACUUCGUAUGUCACUAUGGCAAAAAGAGCUACCUACUGAAGGUGGUAGCUCCCACCCAGAAAUCUGGCGAACUUGUUCACAGGGAAACAAUACCUUAC
Messenger RNA from Miniopterus natalensis, 1618 nucleotides. RefSeq names its product transmembrane protein 107 (gene TMEM107). Gene Ontology annotation, cellular component: MKS complex. Lineage: Eukaryota; Metazoa; Chordata; Mammalia; Chiroptera; Miniopteridae. Gene Ontology annotation, biological process: protein localization to ciliary transition zone; non-motile cilium assembly. The record is from RefSeq and is a predicted model, not a curated record.